UCGUAAUGGGAUUUUUUCUUAUCUAAUAGAUUGUAGGCUCAACUCAAUUGAAUGAGCUAUUUAUGCGCUUUAAAGAGAGGUUGGGUCUUUGCCCGGUUAUUUGUUGAUAAUAAUAAUUAUAAUUUGUUAAGGGAAAAUGUGAGUCAUUGUGUGUGCUUUCCAGCUAGCUUUUCCUGUAUGACAAAUAAGCUACAGUACUGAUUCAUUAAAUAAUAUUUUCUCUUGGACUUAAGUUCGCAUAAAUCAGGUUUUUUGUACAAAAAAGAAACGAAACUGUGAGAGGGAGACGGCCCGCAGGGAAACCCCUCAUUACACACAUUUCCCAGCUGUUUUCCUAGUUUUUAUGUAUACCUAAAUUAGGGAUCAGGUAGGUAGGUAGCCAGUAUUAUUGGUCCGAGGGUUGAAACCCAGUCCUUUGACUGACUUCAAUCACUUUCUGGCCUUCAGUUGCCCGCCAGCCAGCAUCAGGUUCACAAUGUCCUCCGAUUCCACGCUGUACUUCACCGCCGUCGAGGAUAUGUUCAAGGAAUUAUUAACAAUAGAGGUUGAUGACUCCCUUCCCGAUAAUAAAGAGGGAUCGGGAUCGGGUUCUGACACAGAGACCCCGAAACGUUGUGUUAAAUUACGAAAGCAUAAAUUGUUUGCCCAGGACUCUGGUGGUUUUGUGAUAAGUCGACGAUCUCCCAAACUGGAGUCCAAAAUCAAUUUGGAGUUGCAUUUAUCACCUGGCAGGCAACGAGAGCUAAGAGCUGAGGAGCUUCUGCGUCUGCGCAAGGAUCGGGCGGUAAAGGAACGCCAGAAACCACCCCAGAGACGCCUUACUUUAAGGAUAUAAUUAAUAAGCGAUCUGAACCAUCGUCUAGUGUGUUCCCUGGAUCACAGUGCUUCCCCCUGUUGUAUGCUUUACUCUAAGAUUUAUACUAAGAUUAGCUAAGUAUGCUAUAUAUGAAUGACUGGCAGGUUGUCAGAGAUCAGUUUUAGGCUUUUGUGAUUUUUUUGCCAUUUUCUGUGCCA
This is a messenger RNA of Drosophila serrata, 1014 nucleotides long. RefSeq lists its product as uncharacterized. The record is from RefSeq and is a predicted model, not a curated record. NCBI's taxonomy places the organism in Eukaryota, Metazoa, Arthropoda, Insecta, Diptera, Drosophilidae.